ACGUCAUCCAUGUUGAGUCAUUUUGCGGCGUCUCCGUGUCGGCGCAGUGUGUUGUAUGAAAGAAAUCUGUGCUCUCGUAUUGUUGACAGCGAGUGUGGUGUUGGUUGGUGGUCUGGAAGACGACCUGCCGCUUUCUGAGGCCACAAGUAACUCGCAAGUGUCCCACAGUCAGUGCACACGUAUUUUGGAAGAGUGUCGGCCGUGUGUCGAACAAGAUAAGAGAUGGCAGCUUGAAAGUUGUGAGAAAACUGGCCUUCACGAGAAAGUGCGAUGUAACGAUGGCAAAGAGAAAUUUGUCAGCUGUUCACGAUCCAAAGCGAUCGAAGCGAGAAACUUUUGGAUAUUCGAGACUGUCGCAUUCGCUAUCGGUGUUGUCUCCUAUAUCGUGGUGAAACUCAGACAGAAGCAGUUAGAUCGAGCGGCACUCCAAAGGAUAAGAAAACAAGUCUCCUCUGCCAUAUAGAGUAUGGAAUGUUCACGUGGAUGUCUUGGCAUGGAGAUGCGUACGUAGGACGAGGCAACAGGCUGAGACGUGUAGUAUUUCCGAUCGAGAGGUCGUUUUAGUUUAUUAGUAAUCUUAUGGUUGUCGAUACUGCACAAAGUCUUGACUCUAAACGUGUCGACAACCCAGGGGAACGUUUGUUGUGAUGAAAUGCGUGGGUGUGGGUGUGGGAUCACAGACAGGCAGGUGUGACAAUGUGUUGUGUAGACACAGAGUGAAGAAGUAGCAAAUGAUGUGAUACUAUUUUUAACGUUCUUUGUAAGAAGCUUAGUUUGGAUGGAAAGCGCAAAUUGUGUAGUCAAUAAAGCAAGUUAUGAGUACUAAGUACUAGAA
Molecule: messenger RNA, 835 nt
Organism: Corticium candelabrum
Lineage: Eukaryota; Metazoa; Porifera; Homoscleromorpha; Homosclerophorida; Plakinidae
Product: protein JTB-like
Exons: 5
Coding region: 56-463 (135 amino acids)
Biological process (GO): mitotic cytokinesis
Cellular component (GO): centrosome; midbody; cytoplasm
Source: RefSeq, a predicted model, not a curated record